This is a messenger RNA of Paramuricea clavata, 1745 nucleotides long. The record is from the annotation of a GenBank genome assembly. NCBI's taxonomy places the organism in Eukaryota, Metazoa, Cnidaria, Anthozoa, Malacalcyonacea, Plexauridae.
UGAUUUUGCUUGGUGUUUUGAGUAAUGUGAUUGGUCAGUUUCGACUAAUGGCUGCACGGUUGGCAGUGUGCUUAUUGAAUAUAUCUGAAGCUCGACGACUACAUGUGGUAGAAAAAAUCGCAAAGGCUGCAGGCAUCCUUUCAACAGAAUCAAAAUUCAAAUGCUUGUCGACCGUGUUAAACAUAUUCUCUGACCACGACUAUAACCGUUCGGUGCUAACCAUUGCAGCACCAAUUGAGAAUUUACAAACUUCAGUUGUUAAUGCUUGUAAAGUAGCAUAUCGAGAAAUCAACUUGCAAAACCACACUGGAGGUCACCCUCGGUUAGGGUCAGUUGACCUUAUACCCAUUUACCCAAUUUCACACUUAGUGUCCCUUAACAAGUGUGGUGACAUUGCAAAAGGGAUUGGGAACCAGAUUGUGAGUGAAGUAAUGGGGACUAGUGUGUUCUACUUUGGGACGGCAGAUUAUCCAAACGCAAGGGGAUUGGUUGAAAGGCGGAAGGAAGUCGGUUGGUAUAAGGGUCGGCAUGGCAUGUCAUAUGAUGGUGUUAAAUUUGAUAUUGGUGGGCCACCUAUGUCACGGUAUGGCUUGACAGGUGUUGGUGCAAGUCCAUAUGUUAUGAACUGUAAUGUCACAAUUGAGACCAAAGAUUUUCAAGUGGGGCAAGGAAUAGCAAAGGCCAUUCGUGGGGCAAGCCCGGGGGGUUUAAAGGGUGUGCAAGCAAUGGCUUUCGACCAUGAGGGAUCUGUAGAGAUUGCAUGCAAUGUUGAAGCUUUUGCCUCUGAUCAGGUGGGUUGUGGGACUGUGGCUUGAAAUUAUGUAUUCACUUGGUUAUGCUAGACUGUGUGGGGAGAGGGAGUGUGUGUGUGGGGGGGGGGGGAUGAAACAGUUCAGAACUAACACAUCUAUUCAGUAUAAAGUUUAUUGAGUGCAAACUGCAUUAUUUUAGUUAAUCAGCUUUAAUCCAUUGAGUAAUAUAUAAUAUGCCUCAGUAAUACCAACCUAUUUACAUGAUAAAAUAAGCAUAAGAAAAAUAAGCAUAAGAGAAAUAAGGGUUUAACCCAUUUAACACCCUGGCUACUAUUUAAAACACGCAUAUGAGUGUUUUAUCCAAUAAGCUUAUGAAUAAAUGUUUGAAAUGUGGUUUACAGGUAUAAACUGGCCGUUGAGAAAGAUCGUGACUCUAUUUUUACGACCAUAUGGAAAUCAGGCUUAAGUGUUGUUAUUCAAAGAGCCCAUUAAUUAUGUGUCCUCUAUUUUAUAGGAGAAAAGCAACUAUGAAACAAAGCAACAUGUUUUUAACUAUACCAGACCAAAUGAAAUAAAGGAAAGAAUAAAGACCCUAGCAUCAGAGCAUGGUAUUGAUGUAAAGGGAACAGUUAUUGUGGGAUUCACACCAGACGAAGUUUAUGACAUGGCAUACAAGGCACUUUCAGAGGGAAAUACUACAGCUUGGAAGAACAGCCGACUUCAUCGCAUGUAGCUAAAAAUUUACCGUUCAAUUACGAAAGUGGCCUCCUCCCCACCACUUAAGGAAUUUUCACGAAUAAUUAACAAAAUAAAACAUAAAAUCUAAGAUACAUUAUUAUUUAUAAAUAUAUUACAAUGUGUAAACAGUAUAUCUGUAAAUACAACUUUCUUUCAAUUAAAUAAAUAUUUUUAUAUUUUUUUAUAUUUGAUUAUCUGGUCACGCCUAUAUAAGGUGGAGUGAAGUUUCAAUAGUCAACUCGGCUCACAAGAUCU